Messenger RNA from Linum tenue, 2584 nucleotides. NCBI's taxonomy places the organism in Eukaryota, Viridiplantae, Streptophyta, Magnoliopsida, Malpighiales, Linaceae. The record is from the annotation of a GenBank genome assembly.
CUUAAUUUGAAAAACCGCAGCCUAACGGCUUCUUUCUUUCCUUUCCAUAAACAAACGAGCAAUCUCAAACUUCCUCCCAAACCCGCUUCUCUCACUCCUCCUCACAAGCAUAUUCACCGUUGAGAAUCUCUGUACGCGUUCAAUCUUCCAUGGCUGCUCCGACUACCGACCAUAUCGGUAGAUCCGCCGCGGCGAGGACGGUCCCGUCGUUGAGCGGGAAGGUUCGUGUAGUAGCCAAAAUCCGGAAUUCAACGGAUUCAGAGGUCUUGCCCGGAAAGAAAGCUCCGGCGCCGUGGAUUUCAGUAAACAAGCCUAAUGGAGAUGCAUCUGACCGCGUAAAGGUGACCUUGGGAGAGCAAUCGGCCAGCUCUAGAGAGUGUUAUGAGAUUGGUUACUGCUACCAAGAGAAUGAAGGCAAUGAAGAAAUGUUUAGAAGAGAGGUGCAGUUUCUAUUACCCGAAGUGUUCAACGGUCGCAGUGUCACUGUUGUGGCUUGCGGAGCUAGAGGUUCUGGAAAGACUCAUGUCAUUCAGGGUACUGAAGGGGAUUUGGGUUUGGCAGCCUUAUCUAUGGCCGAAAUACUACGAAUAUCUGAGGAAAGUAACAAGUUCGUUGCGGUUUCAUGCUACGAGAUCCUUCAAGAGCAUGCUUAUGAUCUGCUGGAACCAAAAUCGCAGGAAGUAUCAGUGUUGAAAGAUGGCCAAGGACGAGUGCAACUCAAAGGACUUUCUUGUGUUCAAGUGAAGUCCUUGUAUGAAUUUCACAAACUAUAUCGUAGACAAAGCAGGACCGUGCGUAAAGCAAAUCAAAAGAUAACUCAUUCAUUUCCUCCCAGAAGCACAAAAGGGUUGAUCUUAUACAUAUCAUCACAAGCCGAUAAGCUGGCCAGUGCUCCUGUUGGCAAGAUCAAUUUUGUUGAGUUAGCAGGUUAUGAGGAUGCGAAAAGAAAAAGUGAUGUUGGUAACUUUGGGGAGAAUGCUCAAAUUAAUAAGUCCAUCCAUGCAUUCAUCAAAGUGGCGUAUUCAUUACAUGCCAAUGAAAUUCAUGUGCCAUAUCGAGAGAGUAAGCUUAGCCGGAUGUUGGAAGAUUCACUUGGAGGGAAGAGUAGCAUUCUGAUCCUUACAUGCUUGAACCCCUUCUCCUGCCAAGACUCAAUGAACAUGUUAAAGUUGGCUUCUCGUUGCUCCCAGAGUAAUACCAUUACUACCAAGAUUGUGGUGGAUUCUGCAAGAAAAACAGAUAGCACGGCAAGAUCCAAGGUAUUUGCUUCACAUAGAAGCAGGCUACCUGGGAGUGCUUCCUCCAUGAGGAAGCAGCCAACUCCCUCCCAUUUUCCUAUUCAUGGUAAGAAAUCCAGUGGAAAUGCUUCUGCGCUGAAAGCAAGGGAAUUGUUUGCCGACAAAGGUCAUGAGAAACCUAAUAAGGUAAAUGCCUCUGCAACUGUUUCAAGAACUGAAUCUUCUCUACCAGAAGAGGCAAGUUCUUUCAUUGGCUUGAAUACUGGGAUUUCUGCACAAGAAGAGGAAGCUUCAUCAUUAGAACUAGAGAAUACUCCUGCUUCGUUGGAAAAUGCUCUUGCUUCCCUGGAGGUACGGGUAUCAAUGGAGCUCACUGAAGAAAACAAGCACGUGGACAUGAUAACACCGGCCACUACAGCUUUACCUGUGGUUGAUGAAGUAGGCCAAAGUUUAGACAAGCAUGUGGACAUGAUAACACCAACCACUACGACAUUAUCAGUGGUGGAUGAAGGCCAAAGUCUCGAUAAGGAGAAUGACAUAUCUCUGGCCAACAAAAAUGAAUCUCCACCAAUCAGCUUGCGGUUGCAGGAGAUCUCAAACAAUCUGAAGCAGCUCUACAAUUCAACCCCAAAGCAGCUCUACACGUCAACCCCAUUGCGCACGGUGAUGCCCUCAAGCAAUGAUCUUCCUCUCCAAGAUCAGUUUACAACUGCUUCUGUGGAGCCAUUGACGCCCGAAUGCAAUGUAAAAGUGAAUAAGAACUUGGACAUUGCAAGCUUCUGCAGUCCCUGGGAGAAGUUGAAUAGAAGCAAUUGCGGAGUGAAGAACUCGCUUGUUCAGGAGUACCUUAAUUUCUUCAACACAGCGAACAAGGAAGAUUUGAAGAAACUAAAGGGGAUCGGAGAAAAACGUGCAACAUACAUUAUGGAGUUUCGUGAUGAAUCACCUUUUAUGGAUCUUGACGAGUUGAAAGAUGUUGUGGGGCUCUCAGCUAAACAGAUCAAGGACAUGGUGAGCAAGGAUGUAUUAGGAGGGCUUUUUCACUAGACUGUUGUCUAAGUUACUUCUAGAGUUGUCUUGAUUGGCAAUGCAUAAAGUUGCCACCUUCUAAUUUAUGUUGUAGCUAAGCUUGAAAAGUACUUCUACUUACAAGACCAUCGUUAUCGUAAUAUCAAGUAAAUAAUGGAAAUACUUCUAUCCUUAUUUCACGUCCAAUCAUAAAAACAGUUAUUGUGCUUUAUUCUUUAAGAACAUAAAAAGGAGAGUCUAGCCAUAUAAGUGAGCAAGGGUUAACAUUUCUUGAAGCCUCCUGUGUGUACCGUUAUAGUUUGUGCCAUAUCUCAGAU